Eriocheir sinensis (Chinese mitten crab) is the source of this 7141-nucleotide messenger RNA. RefSeq names its product low-density lipoprotein receptor-like. The record is from RefSeq and is a predicted model, not a curated record. The transcript has 8 exons. NCBI's taxonomy places the organism in Eukaryota, Metazoa, Arthropoda, Malacostraca, Decapoda, Varunidae. The coding region runs from base 103 to 2013 and encodes 636 amino acids.
CCUUCCUCCCCAUCCUCUCCCUAUCGUCCCCCCUGACCUCCCUCACCCACACCCUCACUCCCUCAGUACCCGUGUGGAAAGUGAGAGGGGCGGGUGCUCGCCAUGACUCGUGUGGUGCAGUGUGUUGUUUGGGUGCUCCUCUUAUCGUUAUCGUCGUGUACAGAUUUGGCUGCUGUCUACAAGCAUGACAUCCUGAUCCUUCGAGAUGCUGACUUGAUCAUCCCAAACUCACCACUAUCAUGGGAAUCUCUCUCUCUGGCUCUCCCAAGGCCACUCUCUUACCCUGUGGGCCUCACACAAGACUCUCUCAACAACAGAUUAUUUGUGGCAGAAGCAAAACCAAAGGAAGAAGGAAAGAUCCUUUCUUUAACUCUUAACGCCCAGCUAGAGGUGGUGGACAUGACCCCUGCUGUUCAAAGUGGCUUAGUGUCAGUGAUUGAAGGGAUGUCCUACAGUCCUAAGACAGGGCACCUCUACUGGACAGAUGCCUCAGUCCAGUACAUCUACAAGGCCACAGUGCCAAAUGAGCUUGGCGACAUUGUUUCCAAACCAGAAGUAAUUCAUCAUCUUGGCUCUAGAAAUGAACCACGAGGAUUGGCUGUUGACCCUUGCAAAGAGCUUCUUUACUGGAGUGAGAAAGGUGGUGGGGUAGUGCCCAGCAGUGUAGAGAUGUGGAACCCUGGUGACAACAAACAUCAUGUUAUUCAGGAAGAUAAAGGAAAAAAUGACUUUUAUCAGGGACUCUCUUUUGAUGCUGCCACAAGAAACUUGCUAUGGGCUGUUACUGAAGGGGACGAACUUAACAGCACAUGUCGCAUUGUCAAGACUUCAGUUGAUAAGAUGCAUGAUGAGGAACUGAUCAGCUUGGAAAACUGUUAUCCAUUCUCACUGACAAGUGAUGAAAAGUACAUUUACUGGGCAGACUGGGGCAGACAGGGAAUCAUGCGAGCCUCCCUGACUGACCCAAGUGAUAUUGUCAAGCUUGUCCACACCCCUCGCAUCACAAGCGAGGAAGAGGAGCACUUUGGUGUGUAUGGCUUGGCAAAACUGAUUCGAGAAAAUUCUGCAAAUGAAAAUUCAUGCAAAGGUAAAGAUGAGUUGCAAAGCCAUGAAGAUAAGAUGCUUCAAGACCCUGCAGAGAACCCACACCAAGAGGCUGAGGAUAAAACGAAAGGCUCAAGUGAAUUAAAGGGAGUUCUUGAUGUUUCUUCCAAUAAUCCUGAAUCCACAAAAGAAGGACAGGAUGGUCAAGAUCCAGAAGCUGAAGGACCCAAGAAAAACCCUGGUGCAGAUGAGACCAAAGUUAAUGAUGGGAAAGAUACUGAACUAGUAGAGGAUGCUGGCUCUUCAGAAAACUCUGAAGAAGGAGAGGUGGAGGAGGUCAACUCGCACAAAGAUCGAAUUGUGAUGAGUCUAAAGAAGUUAACGUUGUUGGCCCAGGCAGAUGUACUUUCUGCAAAAACAAAAGAAGAGGCCAAGUCGAAGUCUGUAGAAGCUGUGACUGAAGUAUACAAUGACAAAACACAGACUGACAUGUUUGCCUCACACUCAACAUAUGAACUGCCAACCACCGAGGGCUUUUCUAGAUGUCAUGAAGACCAACUACUAAAAGCAGUACUGAUUCUGACUGCAAUCAGUGCCUUAUUCCUGGGCUCCACAAUCAUCCUUGCAAUCAUGUUGUACCGCAGAAAAAGAAUUCCAUUCAAAGGGGCCUCUGCAGCUAUUCUAGAAGCACCACAAGCUGUGCCUGUCCAGCCUCCUCGUCAAGUGAAACGCUUUGGUCCUAAGAAGUCUGUUGUUUCUGGUAAUAAAUCAGGGCAUUCUGGGUCAGCCACUUGUUCUGGCUUGGCUAAUGAUGGUGUGAGCAUCAAUAUUGAGGAUUGCUGUCAGAUGACUCUCUGUGAAACUCCCUGCUACACCACAGUUAAGAAGCAAGGAAAGUCAUACAAAGACAUCAGAAAAAACACUUGUGAUGAUAAAAGAGGAUUGUUGGAUGAUAGUGAAGAAGUAUAGGUAAAGUUAGUGUUAAAACCUAUUUCAUGUUGUUGCCAGAGAUAUAAUGCUUCCAUUGGGCUCAUGACAGCCAGUCAGACACUGGCUUAUAUAAUCUUAUGAUCAGUUGAGCCUAAUGAGUAUUGAAGAAAGACUCAAACCCAUUUUAAGGAAUGGUUUGGACACUCCUUCCUUACAGGUACAGGUUUUAUAUACAGGAUCACAAGUUAAUUAUGUAGUGCCUCACCACAUGCCCAGCAUUGACGUUAAGCUUACAAAAAGACUUUGUCUACCUACUUUAAUAAUCAUUUUAUUGGGAUUGAAAGAAUGACCCAAGUCAUAUGCAAUAUGAUGAUGUUGCAUGUUGUUACAUGACUAUUAAGCUUGUGCUGUUACUCAAAACUACAUCAGGAUAUUAACAUAUGAAUAUAAUUUUCAAAAGUGAGAAAGUUUACUAACAAAUUGAUACCUUUACAUAAGCCUACAGUAGUUUUUUUCUAUAAAUACAAUCUGGAUAUGUACUUAAAGACGAUAGGAUAACUCUCCUAAAUAUUUGGCGUUCAAAGUCUUAGAGGAAGGGACUUGGGGUAUUAAAGCAACUGAUUCCACUGAGGGAAGUGAAAAUGCUGUGAGUGCCGAGUUAAAAAAAAGAAAAAAAAGAAAUGUGUAACAGGGAUGUUGAAUAGUUGAUGACGUUUUAACCAGAAGGAAAUAUUACUUUGAUCAGCAUAGGAUAGUAAAGUUUAACCUGUCAACAGCGAGAAAAAAAAGUAAAUAAAUUUGUGAAUACUGCUUUUAGAAUCUAGAUUUUCAAGAGUCUAGAAAGUCACUGAUAUCAGUAAUUAUGAAAGAGCAUACAGGCAUUCCUUGCUCAACGAUUGGGUUAUAUUCCUAAAUAAAAAUUGUAAAAUGAUUGUAUACCAAUGGGCAUAAACUGUAUUCUUAAAACUGUCAAGCACUAUUGCACUAUUGUUUGUAAGCUAUUCUAGUAUUUUACUGUUUGACACUGCUGUUCACAAGCCAUGGCAUCAUAUUCUAGCCUCUUUAGCUUUGCCAGGUUGUUCACCACACACUCAGUUCCACAAUGUUCAUGUGGCCAACAUCACAGUCCACACUCAAAACUAGAAAAAAUGAAAAGCAGGCAGCAGUGGCAGUCUGACUCACAAUAUGUCUAUGUGUUGGCAGCAUCAUUCAAUGAUGGUGUAAGACUGUUUAGGGGAAGUUUAGAAGGUGAUCCGUCAGUAUGCAGGAUUUGUGUAUGCAUGUGAUUGAUUGCACCACCAAUCACAGUUAUCAUGUAACCAGACACAGAGAAUAGUAGGGAAAUUUGAGACCAUGUAAGUGAUUGAUCAUAUAGUGAGGCUAAGACAUACUGUGGAAUAGUUGAAGAAAUGACAUUGAACUCUCAACUCUCCUAAUAUGGGAUUAAUAUAUUUGUUAGCCACCCUUAACCCUUUCAUUGCUAAGCGCUCGCAAUGAGACUAUCCCCUCAGGCGCGCUCGGGCACCCCAGCGGGGGAAGGGGAUCUCCUUUAACCGCUAUAUCUCAAAAACUAUUCAUCACAGUUACAAAACAAAAACACCAUUGGAAAGAGGAAGCCAAGAUCUAUAAGAUUCGGUUAUGUAAGCCUCUCCUGCGAACGUACAGGCACGUUCAGGGGGUGUUUUUUGCUGUGAGUGCGACUGGCGCUCGCAGCGAGCUUUUAGCACCACCAGCAAGUGACGCUAGUGCUCGCUCUUUUAACCGCUGUAUCUCAAAAACUAAUCAUCACAGCUACAAAACAAAAAUACCAUUGGAAAGAGGAGGCCAAGAUCUAUACGAUUCAGUAAUGUAAGCCUCUCCUGCGAAAGUACAGGCACGUACAUUUAUACGUGCGCGACGGUCAGCCAUAAGGCAACUACUGUAGAUCUCUUGAUGAUGGGGUGCUGGCAGGGCAGUAUUGCCAACUGCAAAAUUUAUAACUAUUUGGUCAAAAUAUCAGUCAUGUGAUAGGUGAAGUUAUGCAAAAAUGUCACUAUAUUGGUCAACAAUUAAUAUCCACCAGUUGCUCGUCCAUAGAUUUUCCGCACUGGGCUGACAUGAUUUUCCAACAAAUUUAGUGAAGAACCCACUCAAUUGGCAAUCCUGUGUUGUGAGAAUUAGUGUUGGAACACUCUCAUACGCGGGAGAUUUGAGUGCGGCUGGAGCUCGCAGUGAGCGUUUAGCGCCACCAGCAAAUACGCCUAACGCCCGCUGCAAGCGUUUAGCAAUGAAAGGGUUAAUGACUGCAAUAAAAGCAUCAAAUCAGUUAACAUAAUAUGCAUCACUUGCUACAUUGAGAAAUUUUGAGAAAGAACGUUUGACAAGAUGGAUCCAACUUAUGCUAUCAUUUUUAAGCAUUAUAUUUCUAUAUCCCUGUUACAUCUGAUAUCAAAGCAAUCAGUCGCAUCUGAAAGUGAAGGAAGUGUGUUUUGUGGUAUAAUUAUCUAGGUUGUGGAUAUUAAGUAUCGUUUACAUUAUUCUCAGUCCUCAUAGGAAGGUUGUUACUAAUACCUACUUGUGCUCCAAAAUGGGUUCCUAUUACACUGUGAAGUAACUACUGUAAGGAUGAGUAGGGAAAUAUAUUUGUCAUUUACAUAAGUACAUUUGUAAAUAAGCACAAGUAAACAUCAUUAUGGCUGUGAUAUAUCUCAUAAGACUUUUUACCGUCUCGUUUGUGUGGUUGUUUGUUAUGGACGUUGAAAAACACAGUUGCCAGCAAUGUGGGAUGACGUGAAAUAUUUUUGUUUUGGGAUUUGAAUGGAAAAUAACCUAAAACGGAAGUGUGCACAUGUCGUAAAUCAACACUCAGUACUAGUCUGCUCAAGUAUUUUAAAUGCAAACAACCACUACUUUCUUUUUUUAGGAUUGAGGCUUGGCAGCUUUUUCUAAGUCAUUUUGUCUUCCCAUUUACCAUCUGUGUUCAUUAUUGCAUCCAUUACUGAUGUCAUUAAAAUUACUUUUGACUCUUAACUCAGAAUUGCCAUUUAUCUUGAGUUAUAAGAUUGUUUUUGUCCCCAUUCUUUUAGAAGAUUCAUAACUUGUACAAGUAAGAUCUGCAGCAGUUUUGUUAUUUUUGUCCUUUAUUUUUUAUAUAUUUGACUGACAAGAAUAUGUGCUGUUCACAAUCAUUUUUAGACAUUGAAACGAUGUCAAUAAAAAAAGUUUAGGAUUCACAUAAUCAGUGUGGUCAUAAAAACUCAAAAAUUAUAAAGUUGCAUUAGAGGCAUCUUGUAUGAAUCUCAAAAUAACAAUAGCUUUGACACUACACACUGUAACUUGUUGGAGCAGCACCUGGCAGGCUUUUUUGUUACUUAUUUUUUUGUUUUUGUCCUUAAGGUGCCUUCCUUGCUGUAAAUAAGUAUUGUAAUUUGAGCUAUGCUAUGGGUAGAAAAAUCUUAAGUGCCAGUUUUAUUGUACACUAACAAGGUUGGCACACAUCUUUCGGAGAUUUUGCAUUUCACACCUAGAAGAGCAAACUGCUUUUUUUUUUGUUUUGUUUUGUUUUUUGUUAGAUGGGAAGAUGGUGUGUGAACUGGAAUGGAAAUUAUUUGUGAAACUCUUAUUUGGAACCCUCCUUAUUUGUAAAUUCCAUUUCUUGUAUGGUAAUCAUUCUAUGGCAAAAUCUAUGUUACUGGUAAUGAAGGUCUUUGUAAGUUCGUAUUAACUGCUAGAACUAAAGCACAAUAUGUAUUACUCAAGUUGAAGCAUCAGCUUUGUUGCUUUAAUAGUUUAUUCUUCACAUUUGAUUUACCUUGAAAAUAUUUAGAUGUGUAACAAUUUUGAGUACUUUUGGAUAAUUUCAUCAAUUUUUAAAUAGCACUUUGUUGAUAUUUUCAAAGCAAAAACAUUUUUUCUUAAGACAACUGUAGUAUUGAAAUAUUUUCUAGGGUGCUUGACAAGACACUACUUCAUUAUUUUCAUUGUUGGCCAUUGCUUGUACAUCUAGUAGUUCUUCAGCACCCUAAAAUCCUAUUCCAGGAAAAAUGUAUAUAUUUGCAAAUGAUACAAAUUUGCUUCCUGCUAAAUUGGUCUUGCCAAGAUAUAUAAAAUCUGGUAGCUAUGCACGUGUUGGUUGAUGUCUGCGUAUCACAGUGAUGUAUUCACUUGUACAUCCAGUGUAAUGAAAGGCUACAAUUGGAAUGUGAGUUGAAAGUAUUCACUACAGCUCCUUUGAUAGCCAGACACGAUAAGGUGCAAUACCUAGGGAUGUCAAAUGCAUUGUUUGUAGUACUCGGGGUAGUUAAGUAACCUUCCAAAUUGAAACUGUCUGUCUGUAUGUAUUAAAGCAUAUGUAAAAUUUGUGAAAGAGGCUAUUUCAAGAUGGAAGGUUACAACUCUCCCUGGGUAAGUUGCCUUACCUCGCUCAUCCUGAGAAAGGAUAGUGGUAUUUUUGUAAGCAGUAGUAAUAGUAGUUUUACAUUUUCAGGUAUUCUGGUCUCAAGUGGACACCUAGAUGGGUCACUUGCUUGAUCUCAUUGUCAUUGUUUAGGGUCUCAAGUGGACACCUAGAUGGGUCACUUGAUGAGCCGGUUAGUCACUGUAUGCAUGCUGGAGUGGGCACCAAGAUGGGUCACUCUUAGCAUGUUAGUCAUUACAAGAUUUUCUGUGUGUGCUCUUGAGGUGAGAGACACAUAGGUCAGUCAGAGGAAGGAAUAGUAAUGAUCAACAUGUGCUUUCACACUAUAAAAAAAAAUAAAAGAAGCCAUUUUUUUGGUAAUGUGUGGGGAAAUAAUACAUAAAGGGUUUUCUUUUUUUAUGUGGGUAAUGAAUGUACUCAAACAGUACUGAAUGUUUUGUUAGUAUUCAUUGAACAAAUACCUGUCCAGUCAAAGAUUACCAAUACAUAAAUCCUUUUACUUUUAGAUAUCUUGAAGCCAUGAACAAAAUUAUGUUUACAGAACCUUGCACAGAGAUUAUUGCUUCCAUUGUAUUUCUCAUUAUGUGAAAAGACUUUUUAACCUGAUAAACCUGCCACUAAUGGAUACUAUUGUAUAAAAAUAGGAUAGCAGGCUAAACAUUGCAUUAUUUUAUUCCUACUUUCAUCAUUCAAAAGUCAUAUUGAGAAUUUUUAAGUACUUAAUGAAAGGUUCUAUAGUGAGAAUACUUGUGCAAUAAAAUGUUGAUCUUU